AAUUAAUCGAAAUUAAUUUUUUUUUUGCAUCUCUCUUUUUCGUCUUGACUGUAAGAACGAAAGGAUCGUUUUUCUUGGUACACUAGAUAUAACGAUCAGCCAUCAUGGUCAACCACAGAAUUCCCCAGGUAUUCUCCAAAACCUCUGUUACACCACGUAGACCAUACGAGAAGGCUCGUCUUGACCAAGAAUUAAAGGUCAUUGGUGAAUAUGGUCUUCGUAACAAACGUGAAGUAUGGAGAGUCAAGUACACUCUUGCUAAAAUUCGUAAAGCUGCCAGAGAACUUCUUACUCUUGAUGAGAAAGAGCCAAAGCGUCUUUUUGAAGGUAAUGCACUCUUACGUCGUUUGGUCAGAAUUGGAGUUUUGGAUGAAAGUAGAAUGAAGCUCGAUUACGUUUUGGGUUUGAAAAUUGAAGAUUUCUUGGAGCGUCGUCUUCAAACACAAGUAUUCAAGCUUGGAUUAGCUAAAUCAAUUCAUCAUGCUCGUGUUCUUAUUCGUCAAAGACAUAUUCGAUACCAGAAUGAUGUCAUGGGCUGAAAACCCUCCAGGCUAGCUUUCGUUUGAUUUUCAUAAGGCCACUAAAAUGUUUGAUCAAUUUAUUUGAUCUUCAUUUUACGCCUGAAACCAUAUCGAUGUGCUCCUGAUAAGCAGAAUAUUAAUUUUUAUUAUUUUUAUUCAAAAAGACCACUUGUGUGUUUUUAUAACACUCAAUGUCUCCAUUAAUUUUCUUAAAGACCACUUGAAUUGUUGUCUAUCAAUGACACAAUCAACGUCUCCAU
Messenger RNA from Aphidius gifuensis, 781 nucleotides. Its product is annotated as 40S ribosomal protein S9. NCBI's taxonomy places the organism in Eukaryota, Metazoa, Arthropoda, Insecta, Hymenoptera, Braconidae. Gene Ontology annotation, molecular function: structural constituent of ribosome; rRNA binding. Gene Ontology annotation, cellular component: cytosolic small ribosomal subunit. The record is from RefSeq and is a predicted model, not a curated record. The coding region runs from base 105 to 539 and encodes 144 amino acids. The transcript is spliced from 4 exons. Gene Ontology annotation, biological process: translation; positive regulation of translational fidelity.